CUUUUACAUAGUUUUAGUUACUAUAAACUUGAAAUUUUGUGUUUUUAUGAAUUAAAGCUUUUCCAUAUUUUAUGUUUUAAAGUAGCCAAAGUGAACACCACAUUACUUAGAGCAACAAGAAAUUCUCUCUUCAUUCUAAAUGGGGAUAAUUUGGGAAAUACACUAUUCCCAAAAAUAUUGCUGAAGAAUUCAGGCUUAUUUUAAUUUUUGUGUCCUGGGAUUGAGUUCCUUUAUUUGAAAUAUUGUCUCUAAUUUGCCUGCAACCAAGAUAUCUCGAUGAUCUUUUUGCAGUAUUUAGUAAAAGCAUGAAUUAUCUUUAAUGUUCAGAAUCAGAAUCAUUAUUUCCUGAAGGAAGUUUGAAUAAUUUUGCAAAACAGAAAGGAUUGCUAAUAUCUUAAAUAGAGGAAGUCCGAACAACACAUUUCCCAGUUUUCUUCAGGAUCAAGACUAAUCUUGUUAACAUUUGCUGAACUUCUGCCUUCAAUAAAGACGAUACGCUGAUUUGGGGUGUUCUCACACUGAAUUAGGCACUUGGGUAGACAUGUAUCCAUUGAGAGGUUAUGCAAGGUGAGAUGUGGAAGGUUUUUCUAGAAGAGCCUGCCUUUCAGGGCCAAAAUGCCACAUGCACAGCAUAGCUUCCUGAAACAAAUUUCUUUCCUAAGACAUUGGUUGCAGAAUAGAAAUGUGUUCUUUAGAAACAGUUCUUCAGGCGUUCUGCCCUGCAAGUGACAAUGUUGUUAGCAAGGUGGUUGAUUUUACUUUUUGUUUCUUUUUACCCACAUUACAGAUGCAGGAUAUUGUGCUAACUGCCUGGUCAGGUGCUCCUUGUGGGGGCUACUUGCUCUAGAUCCUUUAUAGACCAAUACCCUCAGUCUUUAUAUCCAGAAUCCAAGUAAAGCUUUAAAGUCUACUGGGAGGGUUGAAGACUUGCUAAAAUCAACACUUUCCUUAAUGGAGGUUAGCACUUCCACAGUCCUGGGAGAGACAAACUGUCAGAAGCAUCUGACUUUGCUUCAUUUAAAAGAGAGUUUGAGGUCUAUAUAGCGGACUUUAAAGUUCUGAAUACACCUUCUGUGAUGAACAGAAGUUUCUCAUUGAUCACACUGACAAGAAACCUUUCUGUGAACACGCCGGGUAGAAGAUAUGUAACUCUAAAUAAGGUCUGUCUUCUUUUCUGGGCCUAACUAAACUUUGCAGAGUUCAUAUGGGACAGUGGGACAGAAGGAAACAGAAGGUGUCAACUGGGCCCUUGUGCUCACUAGGAAAAUGGGGAGAGAUAGAACUCAUGCAGGAGGCCUGUAAUUCUGCUCUUUCUCUGGGAGACAAGAAGGUGAGUUUUGCAUUUGGGUAAUGGAAUGGAACAAUCUCAGAGUUAAGGAGACCACACUUUAUGUUCCAGUUAGUUUCUUGUUUGUUAAAAAGUUGAAUUGUAACCAGGUUCCUUUGCUGAGAAGGAAGGCGCUAGGGCCCUGGAGUGAGAUGAUGGCUGUGUUCUGUGACCACAGGAGCUGGUUACGUACUAAUUUCCUCUAGGGCUUGUGAUGAAGUCAGUAACCACAGCCUUCAGCAUGCUCUGCUCAGGCGGCAGCAGUGGCUUUUUGGAGGUGUCUCGGCCAUGACACACAUUUGAUAUGCCCUCCCUCAACCUACUCAUAGACUAUUUCUCUUGCUCUGCAGCAUGGACCAAAGAGAAAUUCUGCAGAAGUUCCUGGAUGAGGCCCAAAGCAAGAAAAUUAACAGAGAGGAGUUUGCAAAUGAAUUUACGAAUCUGAAAAGGCAAUCUACCAAAUACAAGGCAGACAAAACCUAUCCUACAACUGUGGCUGAGAAGCCCAAGAACAUCAAGAAAAACAGAUAUAAGGAUAUUUUGCCCUAUGAUUAUAGCCGGGUGGAACUAUCCCUGAUAACCUCUGAUGAGGAGUCCAGCUACAUCAAUGCUAACUUCAUUAAGGGAGUUUAUGGACCCAAGGCUUAUAUCGCCACCCAAGGUCCUCUAUCUACAACCCUGCUGGACUUCUGGAGGAUGAUUUGGGAAUACCGUGUCCUGAUCAUUGUUAUGGCAUGCAUGGAGUAUGAAAUGGGAAAGAAAAAGUGUGAGCGCUACUGGGCCGAGCCAGGAGAGAUGCAGCUGCAGUUUGGCCCUUUCUCCAUAUCCUGUGAAGCUGAAAAAAGGAAAUCUGAUUAUAUAAUCAGGAACCUAAAAGUUAAGUUCAAUAAUGAAACUCGAACUAUCUACCAGUUUCAUUACAAGAAUUGGCCAGACCAUGAUGUACCUUCAUCUACAGACCCUAUUCUUGAGCUCAUCUGGGAUAUACGUUGUUACCAAGAGGAUGACAGUGUUCCCAUAUGUAUUCACUGCAGUGCUGGCUGUGGAAGGACUGGUGUUAUUUGUGCUAUUGAUUACACGUGGAUGUUGCUAAAAGAUGGGAUCAUUCCUGAGAACUUCAGUGUUUUCAGUUUGAUCCAGGAAAUGCGGACACAGAGGCCUUCAUUAGUUCAAACUCAGGAACAAUAUGAAUUGGUCUACAAUGCUGUAUUAGAACUAUUUAAGAGACAGAUGGAUGUUAUCAGCAAUAAACAUUCUGGAACAGAGAGUCAAGCAAAGUAUUCUAUUCCUGAGCAAAAUCACACUCUCCAAGCAGACUCUUAUUCUCCUAAUUUACCAAAAAGUACCAUAAAGGCAGCAAAAAUGAUAGAACAACAGAGCAAACAAAGGACAGAACAGGAAAGCACAGAAUCUUCUUCCUUUGACUUUAGGACUUCUGAAAAAAGUGCAGAGGAAGAGCUAGUUUUGCACCCUACUAAAUCAAGCACUUCUUUUGACUUUCUGGAGCUAAAUUAUGGUUUCAACAAAAAUGCUGACACAGCCAUGAAAUGGCAGGCAAAGGCAUUUCCACCGGUUGGGGAACCUCUUCAGAAGCAUCAAAGUUUAGAUUUGGGCUCUAUUUUGUUUGAAGCAUGUUCUAGUUCUAAACCUGUAAAUGCAGCAGGAAGAUAUUUUAAUUCAAAGGUGCCAAUAACACGGACCAAAUCAACUCCUUUUGAAUUGAUACAGCAGAGAGAAACCAAGGAGGUGGACAGCAAGGAAAACUUUUCUUAUUUGGAAUCUCAACCACAGGAUUCUUGUUUUGUAAAGAUGCAGGCUCAAAAAGUAAUGCACGUUUCUUCAGCAGAACUGAAUUAUUCACUGCCGUAUGAAUCUAAGCACCAAAUAUGUAACACCUCUAAUGUAAAGCACUGUGACUCUAGUGCUCUUGGUGUAUAUUCUUAUAUAUCUUUAGCGGAAGAUCCUUAUUUUUCAACAUUGCCUCCAAGUGGUACUGGUUCUAAGAUGUCUCUUGAUUUACCUGAGAAGCAAGACGGAACUGUUUCGCCCUGUUCUUUGUUACCAACAUCCUCUACAUCCCUCUUUUCUUGUUGCAAUUCACAUGAUUCUUUGUCAUUGAAUUCUCCAACCAAUAUUCCCCCACUACUGAACCAAGAGUCAGCUGUAGUAGCAACUGCUCCAAGGAUAGAUGAUGAAAUCCCCCCUCCACUUCCUGUACGGACACCUGAAUCGUUUAUUGUGGUUGAGGAAGCUGGAGAAUUCUCACCAAAUGUUCCCAAAUCCUUAUCCUCGGCUGUGAAGAGUGUAAAUUUUCGAAGUCCUAAAUCAGAACUACAUCAGGAUCGUUUUUCUCCCCCACCUCCUCUCCCAGAAAGAACUCUAGAGUCCUUCUUCAUUCUUGCCGAUGAAGAUUGUAUGCAGGCCCAAUCUAUAGAAACAUAUUCUACUAGCUGUCCUGACAGCAUGGAAAAUUCAACAUCCUCAAAACAGACACUGAAGACUCCUGGAAAAAGUUUCACAAGGAGUAAGAGUUUGAAAAUUUUGCGAAACAUGAAAAAGAACAGGACCUUGCUCUGUCACCCAGUCUGGAGUGCAGUGGUGCAAUCUGGGCUCACCACAUCCUCUGCCUCCCAGGUAUCUGUAAUUCUUGCCCACCAAACAAGCCUUCAGAAUCUGUUCAGUCAAAUAACUCCAGCUCAUUUCUGAAUUUUGGUAUGUGUGUUAUUUUAUGGAAGAGUUAAAAAAAUUAUCUAAAUUACCCAUUUAUAGUAUAACAGAUUCAACUUUAAAUAUGAUUUUAGGUUGCAUGUAUAGUUCCUUAUGUUUAUAUUUUUUUCCAUGAAAUUUAUCUUUUUAUUUUCAACCUUAACUACCUCUUAAUAUGUCACACAGAAUGAUCUAGUAUAUGUGAAAAAUAAAGCUAGGUAACCAAAUUAUUGUGUUGGCAUGUAGUAAAUACAUAUGACCAGCCCAAUGAAGAAAUUGAGAUGCUGUGAUAUUCCAGUUCAUAUCUAAAACAAAUUUAUAAAAAACAUACAAGUAUGAUAAAAAGAACAGCAGUUGCCACUGUAUAAUCUUAUAUAACUAAUUUAACAGUAGGAAAUGAAGCACAAUUCUGACAGUUUUAAGGUUUGCUUACCCAAUUGCUCCUAAGUAUAUGCUAUAAACUUAAAAUGAUAAUUUUAUAUUAUUCUAAAAAUUCUAUUAUUCUAUGUGAUACAUAUUUAUGAUACUAUUUAAAGUAUCAUGUAUAAUUUUUUGUAAGCAGAAUAGCAAUUGGUGGUAGGCUAUUACUACUAAAAAUUGUUAUUAACCAAAACCACCCUGAAAGAGUGUGAAGCCUCUAGGAGUCCCUGAAUCACACUUUGAGGACUGCCGCUUAAUGGUGUUGUCUUUACUCAUAAGAUCAAAUUGGGUUGCUGCCAUCUCCAGACUGUAGGUGGCAAGAAAACAGGAAAAAGUGGGGGUGUGGCCUCCUCUUCUUACUCUUCUGGUCUUCAGAGGCACUGGCCUGGAAAUGGCCAGAUCAUAUCAACCCAUAUUCUCUUGAUGAGAACUUAGAGAUGUACUAUAAUUAAAUUGCAAAGAGAUUAGGAAAUGUAAUAUUGCUGGGCAUAUAAAACUGCCUACAUACAAUUCUAUUUGAGGAAGAAGCAAAGAAAGAUACUGGUGGACAAGUAGCAAUCUCUGCCACACUUAAGUUAGAAUCCCUAUGUCAUCUUCACAAAAUGUUUAAAAUCUCUGGAUCUGCCUUUUUUGCCACAAAAUUUUGUUUGGAUUUCAUUAACUUUAAGGUUUAACAAGUUGUAAUUUAGGCCGGGCAUGGUGGCUCACGCCUGUAAUCCCAGCACUU
Messenger RNA from Callithrix jacchus (white-tufted-ear marmoset), 5180 nucleotides. The record is from RefSeq and is a predicted model, not a curated record. NCBI's taxonomy places the organism in Eukaryota, Metazoa, Chordata, Mammalia, Primates, Cebidae.